Messenger RNA from Odocoileus virginianus texanus, 4357 nucleotides. Lineage: Eukaryota; Metazoa; Chordata; Mammalia; Artiodactyla; Cervidae. The record is from RefSeq and is a predicted model, not a curated record.
GGCCUCCCCCUGGUAGACACCUCGUACCUGACCCCCCCUCCAGGCUCCUCCGACCCCACCCCACCCAUCACCUGCGCUGGGUCCUCCACCCUCUCCACGACACCCCCUUGAGCUGGAAGCACCAGAGGCGGGUGAGGUUGUUGGGGGAAGGGGCCCAGCUUCAGAGGAAGGAGGCUCCCAGAAGAAGCACUGAGGCCCAGAGGGACCCGCACACAAGGGUUCAACACCGCGCCACCAACUGAAGCCCCCAAAAGGAGCCCGGUGAUGCUGCCCAGGCUGUGAACAGGGAAGGCAGCGCUGCGUGGGCUGCCAGCAGCCGGGGCUGGGGAGAGACAUGUGGACACGUGGCCUCUAUGGCUCCCGCCUGCCAGAUCCUCCACUGGGCCCUCGCCCUGGGGCUGGGCCUCGCAUUCGAGGUCACACACGCCUUCCGGUCUCAAGAUGAGUUCCUGUCCAGUCUAGACAGCUAUGAGAUCGCCUUCCCCACCCGAGUGGACCACAACGGGGCACUGCUGGCCUUCUCGCCCCCGGCUCCCCGGAGGCAGCGUCGGGGCACGGGACCUCAAGCAGAGUCCCGUCUCUUCUACAAGGUGGCCGCACCCAGCACCCACUUCCUGCUAAACCUGACACACAGCCCUCGCCUCCUGGCAGGGCACGUGUCUGUGGAGUACUGGACUCGAGAAGGCCUGGCCUGGCAGAGGGCCGCCCGGCCCCACUGCCUCUACGCGGGCCACCUGCAGGGCCAGGCCAGCAGCUCCCACGUGGCCAUCAGCACCUGCGGGGGCCUGCACGGCCUGAUUGUGGCAGAUGAAGAAGAAUACUUAAUCGAGCCCCUGCAAGGGGGGCCCAAGGGGCACCGGGGACCGGAGGAGAGUGGCCCCCACGUGGUGUAUAAGCGUUCCUCUCUGCGUCACCCUCACCUGGACACAGCCUGUGGAGUGAGAGAUGAGAAACCGUGGAAGGGGCGGCCGUGGUGGCUGCGCACCCUGAAACCGCCACCUGCCCGGCCCCUCGGCAAUGAAACAGAGCGUGGCCAACCAGGCCUGAAGCGCUCCGUCAGCCGAGAGCGCUACGUGGAGACCCUAGUGGUGGCUGACAAGAUGAUGGUGGCCUACCACGGGCGCCGGGAUGUGGAACAGUACGUGCUGGCCAUCAUGAACAUUGUUGCCAAACUUUUCCAGGACUCGAGUCUGGGAAACAUCGUUAAUAUCCUGGUAACACGCCUCAUCCUGCUCACGGAGGACCAGCCCACCCUGGAGAUUACCCACCACGCUGGCAAGUCCCUGGACAGCUUUUGUAAGUGGCAGAAGUCCAUCGUGAACCGCAGCGGCCAUGGCAAUGCCAUCCCGGAGAAUGGCGUGGCCAACCAUGACACGGCAGUGCUCAUCACGCGCUAUGACAUCUGCAUCUACAAGAACAAACCCUGCGGCACACUAGGCCUGGCCCCUGUGGGCGGGAUGUGCGAGCGAGAGAGAAGCUGUAGCAUUAACGAGGAUAUCGGCCUGGCCACGGCGUUCACCAUCGCCCACGAGAUCGGACACACGUUUGGCAUGAACCACGACGGCGUGGGCAACAGCUGCGGGGCCCGUGGCCAGGACCCAGCGAAGCUCAUGGCGGCUCACAUCACCAUGAAGACCAACCCAUUUGUGUGGUCCUCCUGUAGCCGCGACUACAUCACCAGCUUUCUGGACUCAGGCCUGGGGCUCUGCCUGAACAACCGGCCCCCCAGACAGGACUUCGUGUACCCAACCGUGGCCCCUGGCCAGGCCUACGACGCGGAUGAGCAGUGCCGCUUCCAGCAUGGAGUCAAAUCGCGUCAGUGUAAAUACGGGGAGGUCUGCAGCGAGUUGUGGUGUCUGAGCAAGAGCAACCGGUGCAUCACCAACAGCAUCCCGGCCGCCGAGGGCACGUUGUGCCAAACACACACCAUCGACAAGGGGUGGUGCUACAAGCGGGUCUGCGUCCCCUUCGGGUCGCGGCCGGAAGGCGUGGACGGCGCCUGGGGCCCGUGGACCCCGUGGGGCGACUGCAGCCGGACGUGCGGCGGCGGCGUGUCCUCCUCCAGCCGACACUGCGACAGCCCCAGGCCGACCAUCGGGGGCAAGUACUGCCUGGGCGAGAGACGGAGGCACCGCUCCUGCAACACCGAGGACUGUCCCCCAGGCUCCCAGGACUUCAGGGAAAUGCAGUGCUCUGAAUUUGACAGCGUCCCCUUUCGUGGAAAAUUCUACACAUGGAAGACAUACCGGGGAGGGGGCGUGAAGGCCUGCUCGCUCACCUGCCUAGCAGAGGGCUUCAACUUCUACACCGAGAGGGCCGCGGCCGUGGUGGACGGGACGCCCUGCCGCCCGGACACGGUGGACAUCUGUGUCAGCGGCGAGUGCAAGCACGUGGGCUGCGACCGCGUCCUGGGCUCCGACCUGCGGGAGGACAAGUGCCGCGUGUGCGGAGGUGACGGGAGUGCCUGCGAGACCAUCGAGGGGGUCUUCAGCCCAGCCUUGCUUGGGACUGGGUACGAGGAAGUCGUCUGGAUCCCCAAAGGCUCCGUCCACAUUUUCAUCCAGGACUUGAACCUCUCCCUCAGUCACCUGGCCCUGAAGGGAGACCAGGAGUCCCUGCUGCUGGAGGGGCUACCUGGGACCCCCCAGCCCCACCGCCUGCCCCUGGCUGGAACCACCUUUCAGCUCCGACAAGGGCCGGAUCAGACCCAGAGCCUAGAAGCCCUGGGACCCAUUAACGCAUCUCUCAUCGUCAUGGUACUGACCCGAACUGAACUGCCCGCCCUCCGCUACCGCUUCAAUGCACCCAUCGCCCGUGAUGCACUGCCUCCCUACUCCUGGCACUACGCGCCCUGGACCAAGUGUUCAGCCCAGUGUGCAGGCGGCAGCCAGGUGCAGGCCGUAGAGUGCCGAAAUCAGCUGGACAGCUCCGCCGUGGCCCCCCACCACUGCAGCGCCCACAGCAAGCUGCCCAAGAGGCAGCGUGCCUGCAACACGGAGCCCUGCCCACCUGACUGGGUGGUAGGGAACUGGUCUCGCUGCAGCCGCAGUUGUGAUGCAGGCGUGCGCAGCCGCUCUGUCGUGUGCCAGCGCCGCGUGUCUGCGGCCGAGGAGAAGGCGCUGGACGACAGCGCUUGCCCGCAGCCGCGCCCCCCAGUACUGGAAGCCUGCCACGGCCCCGCCUGCCCUCCGGAGUGGGCCGCCCUCGACUGGUCGGAGUGCACUCCCAGCUGCGGGCCGGGCCUCCGCCACCGCGUGGUCCUCUGUAAGAGCGCAGAUCACCGCGCCACUCUGCCCCCCGCGCAUUGCCAGCCCGCGGCCAAGCCACCAGCCACCAUGCGCUGCAACCUGCGCCGCUGCCCUCCGGCCCGCUGGGUGGCGGGGGAGUGGGGCGAGUGCUCCGCGCAGUGCGGCUUCGGGCAGCAGCAGCGCCCCGUGCGCUGUUCCAGCCACACCGGGCAGCCGUCGCGCGAGUGCGCCGAGGCCCUGCGGCCACCCGCCACGCAGCAGUGCGAGGCCAAGUGUGACAGCGCGCCCCCGGGGGACGGCUUGGAAGAGUGCAAGGAUGUGAACAAGGUCGCCUACUGCCCCCUGGUGCUGAAAUUUCAGUUCUGCAGCAGAGCCUACUUCCGCCAGAUGUGCUGCAAAACCUGCCAGGGUCGCUAGAGGGCGCUCGGCCUUCGGAGCGAGUCCUGGAUGUGCGCGGGCUGGGGGUGGGGGGAACCAGACCUGCAGCCGACCAGCCUGAAGGAGCCCAAGGGGGCAGGAACUGGGAGUGAAUGGUGAGAUGGAGCUGGAAGUUAUUUAUUGGGAACUCCUGCAGGGCUCCUGACUGGGGGCGGGAGGGGGGUGAGGGAAUGGAGAGGGGCUGGCCAAGCCCACGGCCCCUCCUCUGCGCACCUCUCAGUUCACAGAGAGACCCCCCCCCCCCCCAGGGUGAGCUUGAGUUGGGAACAGUUGCUCUCUCUAGAACUCUUGCCACCCACCUUUAGGGAGCCCCCCUACACAACACCCGCCUUUGAUCGGAAUAUGUACUGUGAAGAGUGGGGGUGGGGAGGGGGUCAGCCGGUGCCCUGCCCCCCCAAGCACUGCCCUGCCCCUCCACUCUGAGCUGGGGGGGGAAUCUAUGUCCGCUAUGGGGGAGGGGAUUAGCACCACCUCCCUGACACCCUGCCCCCAACCAGACCAGCUAGAGGGGGGAGGCAGAGCUGGGAAGACCCACCCCAUUCUCUGCCUUGCCUGCCCCAGGGGGACCCCGUCAUCCAGGCCACCCCCAUGAUGGUGCUACAGGCCCUGCCCUGGGGCCCACACACCCCCUCACCAGGAAGCCCUACAUCAAUAAAGUUCUGUCUUGUGUA